Messenger RNA from Polypterus senegalus (gray bichir), 1185 nucleotides. It is a transcript of the gene ankrd39, whose product is annotated as ankyrin repeat domain 39. The transcript is spliced from 5 exons. Lineage: Eukaryota; Metazoa; Chordata; Cladistia; Polypteriformes; Polypteridae. The record is from RefSeq and is a predicted model, not a curated record. The coding region runs from base 133 to 843 and encodes 236 amino acids. Gene Ontology annotation, molecular function: protein binding.
UGCGCAGUGCAAUCUAUGGCGGCGUGAAAAGCUAUAGUUGACGGAGGGUUGUUUGUUUUUAGUGAAUGUAGAUAAUCUUUCUUCAGCAAUAGCAUCUUCAAAAUAAGUUCACUACGCAUACUAUGAAGUUCAAUGUUUUCUGAACAUCUAUUGAAGAAAUUGUGUUGUUAUAUUAGGUGGACAGGAUGCAUCAAGAACUGGGACCAUCCAGGACAAGGACUAGCUGUUACUUAUGAUUUCACAGACAAGAAGGAGAGAAGUAUUAUCUCAAGAAUGAGUGCUUCAGAAAAUACCAAAUGUACCUGCUGUUCCCAUUGUUCAGCUGUCCAACUGAGUGUCCAUCAGACUCUAGAUGAAAUGGAAUUUGAAAGAGGUAUUUGGUCAGCAGCUAUGAAUGGAGAGUUGGAUAGAGUAAAAGGUUUUCUUGAUAAAGGAACCAACCCAUGUAUUGUGGACAAGUUUGGUUACACAGCAUUGCAUUAUGCAAGUCGUAGUGGCAGCCUUUCUGUUUGCCGUAUCCUUCUGCAACAUGGUGCAUGUGUCAAUGCCCAGACUAGGGGAGGAGCCACGUCCCUUCACCGUGCUGCCUAUUGUGGUCAUGGGGAUGUAGUGGCACUUUUGUUGUCAAGUGGAGCAGAUCCAAAGAUUUCUGAUGAUGACGGUGCCACUCCUUUACACAAGGCUGCAAGAUGUGGACAUGUAGAGAUAUGUAAAGUACUUGUCAAAAACUGUCCUUCUCUCAAGAAUCUCCAGGAUAAGAAUUGUAGAAUCCCAGCUGGCCUAGUCCAAAACAACAUUGAACUCAUGGACCUUCUUAUGGUGCCAGAGACUGUUGACUGCUGAUAUUUCUGUUUGGCACCAGAGGAGUAAGCAAUCACAUUUGAAUUGUUUUGAUAAUUUCCCUUUAAAGUAAGCAUCAUCUGGAUAACAUUUUUACACCCUUUUGAAGGUGAAUGCUUGCGUGUAAGCAUAACAGCACAUUGCAGCGUAAUUUGUCAAGGUUUCAUAUGACCACUAGGUGCCAGCAAAUCAUUUCAUUUAAUCUCUGCUAAGCAGCAAUACUUGUUUUCUUUUUAAAUGCUGGUAGAUGGUAAACAUCGUUUUCUCUUUCAUGGUGCCCUUAGGGAACAUUGGUGUACUUUCAGAAUUCAACUCAAAAAUUAAAAUUGCUUUUUCUCAACCAUU